Lachancea sp. 'fantastica' is the source of this 792-nucleotide messenger RNA. The record is from the annotation of a GenBank genome assembly. NCBI's taxonomy places the organism in Eukaryota, Fungi, Ascomycota, Saccharomycetes, Saccharomycetales, Saccharomycetaceae.
AUGAAAGAUCAAAUUGCUCCCAAAUCGUUUGUUCGAAAUGGAAUAGGUGCGAUUGUCGCCGUUGUUCUAAUUGCAAUGACCGUAAUUUCCAUGGUUUUUGGUAUAAGAGCGGACCGUGAAACAAACCAUCCUGUCGAUUUGGUCAUUAAAAGGCCUAACGUGGAGUCCGCGGGAUGGGAUCAUCCACAAUAUCCCACUUUUCUAAGUACUUGCAGUGGUGAGCAUCUGAAAGUCUUGGAGGGCGCAUUCAACGAAACAAUGAACAUCACAGCUCUUGCAAGAGCCCGUCUGAUGGCUUAUGGAGACAAAGACCAGAUAUACAAAAGGUGGUUUGGGAGUGGCAACCUGUACACUGUGGUUGGAGUCCUGGAGGCCAUUGCAGAGGUACCUAAAGAAAAUGUGCUCUUCCGGUGCGACGACAUCGAUGGUCUCUGCGCCGCUAACCCAGACUACUACGCGGGUCAUCAUAGACUCAAUGCCACCCAGGAAACCGUCAUUUGCGAUUUCUUUUACGAAAGCAAGCUGCCUUCCAACAGUAUGUGUUCCAAGGGCGGGAUGGCUACCGUUGCUCCAUCGAAGUAUAUGGGAAUCGACAUGAUCCAUCGUUUGUUCCACGUCCCAACCAUGAACUUGGACGAGUACAUUGGUGAGUACGCCGAGGAAAUGGACGAAGUCCUCGAAAUGGCUUCCAAAAAUGCCACUUUUGCCGUCAAAAACGUCGAUAGCUACUUGUACUAUCUCUAUGAGGUCUACAGCAACGUCGUCAAACCCGGUGGAUGUCGUGGGAAAUGA